Pleurotus ostreatus (oyster mushroom) is the source of this 363-nucleotide messenger RNA. RefSeq lists its product as uncharacterized. The transcript has a single exon. Bases 1 to 363 code for a protein of 120 amino acids. NCBI's taxonomy places the organism in Eukaryota, Fungi, Basidiomycota, Agaricomycetes, Agaricales, Pleurotaceae. The record is from RefSeq and is a predicted model, not a curated record.
AUGAGCGGAGGGAUGGGCGGCGGAAUGGGGGGUAUGGGCGGCAUGGGCGGCAUGGGCGGGGGCAUGAUGGACAUCCACGGCAUGCUCAACAUCGACUACGCCCCCGCCUCCUCCGCCUCCGCCUCCUCCGCCUCCGCCUGCUCUUCCUCCCACGCCGGCAAGCACCAGGAGGAGAGCUUCUACGAGCUGUCCUCCGAGCCGGGCGUGUAUGAUUCCGCUAAUGCCGGGUGGGGGAUUGGCGGGAUUGGGGGGCAUCACCAGCAGGGCCAGGUGCAUGAGCAGGUGCAGAUGCAUCAGCAUGGAGGACAUGGAGGACAUGGGGGGCACGGGUUCGGCCAGGAGUACUCGACGUAUGUGCUCUGA